Messenger RNA from Effrenium voratum, 768 nucleotides. NCBI's taxonomy places the organism in Eukaryota, Dinophyceae, Suessiales, Symbiodiniaceae. The record is from the annotation of a GenBank genome assembly.
AUGGAUGCCGCCACGCCCUCCCGCCAGCCUCCGGUGCUGCCUCGAGAGGGCUUUCGGGGUGGUACCUUCGCGUGGCGGAUCCAGGAGGCAUCGCUGGCGGCUUUGCAGGUCAAGGUGGUACCAGAAGCGGAGUGCAGCAUUUGCUGCGAGCUGCUGUCCGUGAAGGAGGUCUUGGCGCUGCCAUGCCAGGCCCGCGGCUGCGGAUCCCACUUCCACAUGGAGUGCAUCCGCCCCUGGCUGGAGCGGAACCCCAGCUGCCCCUUGUGCCGAGACACGCUGCCGCAGCUGGUGCGCCCGGUCACUCCUCGCAACACAGGGCAUCCGCUGCUGGAUCUCUGGUUCUUGGCGAUGGCCAUGCAACGCCAGGAGCGCGAGACCUUUAUGGCCCGUCGACAGCCCGGCUUCGCCGGGCUGCAGGGAGUGGUCUUCACCGCCAGCGCGCUAGUGGAGCUCCUCAGCAUGCGCCUCUUCGACGAGGAGGGCCGAGGGGAGGAGGAUGGCCCAAACCUUGAUUUGAGCUUGGCGAUGUUCGCCUCCGGUUUUGGCGCUCGCGGCACACCUGCGCCUUUGGCCAGUGAGGCGCUUCCUCCCAGCAGCGGCACCCCCCCAGUGCUGCGCCCCAGCUUCCAGGAGCAGAUCCUGAGAUCCGCUGCUGCCUUUGACCCUGCCUUGCACGAUAGGCCUCAGCCCGGCCUCAGGUUGGUGGAUCAGGUGUACCACUGCAAGCUCUGGUGGCUGCCAGCCGCAGCAAACCAAGAGAAGACAUGA